Polistes dominula (European paper wasp) is the source of this 5919-nucleotide messenger RNA. RefSeq names its product Jumonji, AT rich interactive domain 2 (gene Jarid2). Gene Ontology annotation, cellular component: chromatin; nucleus. The record is from RefSeq and is a predicted model, not a curated record. Gene Ontology annotation, molecular function: DNA binding. Gene Ontology annotation, biological process: regulation of gene expression; chromatin remodeling. NCBI's taxonomy places the organism in Eukaryota, Metazoa, Arthropoda, Insecta, Hymenoptera, Vespidae.
CAAAAUUGUAAUAUACAAGCUGUGAAUUUAAAAAUGGUCUUAAGUCGAAAUGAUAAAAGAAAAAGGAAGGAAGGUGAUCUGGUUGAUCUUAUGGAGCCUGUUUCGGAAUCACCGAAAAGAGCUAAGGUUCAUGCACAAAGGAAAUUUGCACAAGGUGCUACGACGGUUUUUAAUUUACCACCGACACCUAUAAAGGAUAAAGAAAAAGCUAAACCUGCUGUAAUAACUGAAUUGAUUACACAUAAACGUCCUAAUACAGAAGACUUUUUAACUUUUCUAUGUUUUCGAGGAACAUCACUUUUACCACCGAGUCUAAAUUUCUUUAAUAUUGGAAGUAAAAAGGAAAAACAAACACCUAAAAUUUCGUCCAAUGGUGUAACAGGAAAGACCACUACAUCUUCGACUACUCCAGUGACAGAACAAAAAUCCGAUUCGUCUAAUCCAAAAAAUGUUAAUAAAGUUAAAAAUGUUGUGACAGAGAAGAAAGAUGCUUCUAAUGAAAUGUCGAAAAAUGUUAACAAAUUUAAAACUACGGCGUGUACAGUUCAAGCACUUAAGAAAAAAUAUCAAGAACAACGUCUUGCCAAGCAGAGAAUUAAAAGAAAAUUUAAAAGUUCUUGUAUCAUACGUACAAGAUCGUGUUCAGAAAGGCCAGUGUUAAAAUCAGGAAGUACAUUAACUUCCAAGAAAUUUCUUACCAAAUUUGAUAGUAAUAAAAGACACAGUUUAAGGAGUAGCACUUUAUUAAAUAAAUCUAAGAAGGAAACUCCUAGAACAAAACCUGUUUUAGUUAAACCAAAGAAAAAAAUUCUCAUUAAAGAAAGAAACAGCGAUACAUCUAAUCAAGAUUCGAUGAAUGAUGAAGAUGAAUUAUCUUUAGAAAAGUCAAUUUCACAAAUGAAACAACUACGUACAAUGCACAAACCAGUACAGAAAAGUAUAUGCACCAGAAGUAAAACGGAAAUGCGAAGAGUAACUCGAUCACAUAGUCAACGAACAUCUGCGAAGGAUCCUUCACGUAGACCAACGAGAAAGACCAAAGAAGCAGCAGCCGUUUAUAUGGAAAUUCUUGGAAGAAAAUUAGUUAGUCCUGAUUUGGAUAACGAUGAUAAUCUAUCUGUCGACAGUUUUCCAGAGUUACCAAAUGCUCGUAAAAUAGCACAAACAGAAAAUGAAAUGAAAGCUAAGAUCAAACAGUCGACGAAUAAAUCUGUAGGUAAAACUAAAGAUACAAGAUCAACUGCUGCAUCUACUGGUAUGACUAGACGUUCGGAUAAGGAUGUAUCUAAUAAAAUGGCACUUAAAAGUAAAAGAUUGGUUAAAGUUCAAAAAUAUUCUGAAACAGAAAGUGAGGAAGAAUCAGAGAAGUCUGUUGAGACUAGUAAUGCAAGACCUAUUACCAGACAAAGUUUAGGUAAAUUAAACAAACCUAUAAGUCGUAGUCUUAGAUCUUCUUCUAAAAAUGUAGCCACGAAAUUAGAAUCUCAAAAUAAUACGAGUACUAAUAAGAUGAAUAAAAAUCAAAAUUUAACUAAAUCUAGUAAAGAUAAAUUAGCAUUGAAACGUAAACGUAAUCAAAGUGCUAAUAAUAAAGAAUUACCAUCAGACAAGCAGGAGGAUCAAUCUAAUAAUCAAAAGGAUACUAAGAAAAAUAAUAAUAAUAAUAAUGGAGAUAAUAAUACUGAUUCGGACGAAGAAACAUUAGGAAUGAUUUUGAAUAAAUUAAGAAAGAAAAAGGUCUGUAAUAACGAUGAAAAAUUAAAUACUACUGUUGUUACGGAAAAAAUAAAAGAAACUAAUGAAUGUUGUACAAAGAUGUGUGGUACUAAAUUAGAUUUAUCUAAAAUAUCGGACGACGAGGAAUCAUUUCGUGGAUUUACUAAGAAAGCGAUUUCAACGGUAUUAAAUUCGUGUCAUACACACGCAAACGCAAAUCUUCUUGUACCCGAAGAAGAAGAUGGAAAUUCGUAUACGCUUAAAAUACAAAGUGUGUCGCGCGAUGAAAAUUCAUUAACGAUACAAAAACACAAUGUUUCAAGAAACAGUAAUUCAUCGCCAAUUACAACUAUACAAGAGCAAGAAACAGCAUCAGAUUUACCAACUUCCGUUCAAUUGCAAAUACCAAUGUUACAAAAGACGAAAGAAAGUCAAUGUAAUCAUGAAAAAAUCGAAUCUAAAAAUAUCGUCGAUAUACCUUUGUCAGCUUUGCACAUGAGAAAAGAAAGAGUCAAUAUGUCUACCGAACAAAUAGAGAAAUGGUUAAAUGAAAGUUCAUUAGCCAAGGAAGAAAGUAAAUUAGAAAUGGAAAAUAUACCUAGUUUUAAAUAUAAUGAGCCUAUUAUUAAUACGGAUAAAUUAAAAAUCGAUGUUCCACAUUUAUCCAUACCGACCAAAAUUCAACAUUUAGUAAGACCCGUUAAUGUAACACUUUCCAAAUUAGCCGAUAAAUCUAAAGAUCAUUUGUUAAUUCAAGAAAAACAUAAUUCUACGUUCCCAUUGGAUCCACAAAUUAUAGAUCUUAAAUAUCCAAAUGUUCAUAGUAGUAAGAUUAAAAUGGAGAAUACUUGGAAAGAUUUGAUUAGAGAAGACAAUCUGCAUAAGGAUUCAUCCUUCGGCGUAUAUGGAAAAACAUUUAAACCAGAUCUAUCUUUAAUAGAAUCUAAUCUUAGUAAUUCUCCGGAAAAGAAAUCACAAGGUGAAAAAAAAUCAAUAUUUCAAGGACGAAAAGGAUUUUUACCUAAGAUUAAGGAAAGAAAAGUUACAAUUAAUUCCAAUGCAUUUUCUCCUGAAAAUGAGAGCAGCGUUUAUGCAUUUGAAAGUGAUACUGAAGUACCUGUUAAUACGCCAUUCAGAAGAAAAAUUCGUGAUUGCACUAAAUCUAUGGACGUUGGAACAAUAUCGGAACAAAAAAUGUAUGAAACAACGGAAGAAAAUACGAAAAACGUUCAUCUUAAUGUAUUAAAAAAUCAAGAUGAGAUUGUUAAUCCUAAUACAAUUAGUAUCAAUACUUCUGUUGCUACUACUAACAUUGUUAAUACUAUAACAAAUAAUACUGCCACGAGUAGUACUACAACUGCCACUGCCACAGCCACAGCCACAAGUACUAUGAUGGAACUUGAAAAUAAUGAAAUAAAAACUUCUUCAGCAAAUGCAGCAGCAUCAUUGGGCAUAAACAAGCUCGAGUUGCCACAGAAUUUUGCAAGUUUAACUAACGUACAAGUAUUAUCUUUAGAUAAGUUGACUACAUCUUGGAGUGAUGUGAAUUGUAGCACUUCGAUAGCUGUUCAAGUCAACUUCGAUGAUUGCGUACAAAAGCAAGAACAAGAAGAAACAACAAACGUGACACAACAGAAAAGUAUUGAGAUAUCUACACAAACUGACAAUAGUAAUUUGAACAGUGACAAUGAUGGUCAAUUGUUUUACAUUCCAUUGCAAGCAGUUACAAGAGCAGGUCCCAAUUUAAUUCCAAGUCAACAAUUGAUACAAGGGGUUGCUGUUAAAUUGGGUACCGAAGGACCAACUGGCCCAAAUCAAAGAGUUCUUCUACGUGCAAAAUUAGUUACCAAGCCACCAUUGUCGAUAGCUCGUUGUCCUCCUGUUGGAACAGUACAACCAACAACCCGAGUUACGCAAAAUUCUUCAAUUGAAAAUUUGACUCAAUCUACGUCAUCGACUGGAUCAAAUACUGCAUUAAACAUUGUAUCAAACAUUGCAUCAAAUGCUGCUUCAUAUACUGCACCAAAUACAACUAAUUUAAUAAUGGCUCCAACUGCUGUAACCACCUCUGAAACCUUUUCUAUACCUUCGCCAACAAAAUCGCAAGAUGUUGUUGUGUCAGGAACAAAUAAACAAAAUAAUACAACAAAGUUAAACAAUAAUACAGAUAAAUUAGUAAAAGUACCGAAAAAUCAAAGAGAAAGAAAAUUAUCCGUGGAUUCAGUUAAAAUAGGAAAGAGGUCUCAAGCAAAAUCACGACAAAAGGGAUCUGAUAUUUCUUUGUUAAGUAGCAGUACACUUUCAAGUGAAAGAAUGUCAAGUAGCGAAGCUUGUCUAGUAGAAGCACCAACAUUUCAUCCAUCGGAAAAAGAUUUUCAAGAUCCUUUGGAAUACAUUGAUAAAAUUAGACCAACUGUUGAAAAAUUUGGAAUUUGUCGAGUUAUUCCACCUCCUAAUUUUAAGCCAGAGUGUAAAGUAUCCGAUGAUAUGCGAUUUACUGCCUAUAAUCAAUACGUACAUCGUAUGCUACACAGAUGGGGUCCUAAUGUGAAAGAAAUGAUGGCUAUUAAAAAAUAUUUAGCAACACAAAGUAUAACUCUUACACGUCCACCAUGGAUUGGUGGCAUGGAAGUUGAUUUACCGCAUUUGUAUCAAACAGUUCAAAGUUUAGGUGGUUUGAAAGAAGUUAUUGAAAAGAAAAAGUGGCAAAAGGUGGCAGAUGGAAUGAAAAUACCGAAAUCUGCACAAGAUCGUGUCACUAAAUUAGAUGAUAUUUAUUGUAAAUAUUUAUUGCCAUAUGAUACUUUGUCGCCAGAGGAACGUAGUAAAUUAUUUUCUGAAGUUGAAGCCGAAUGGAUAAAAAGAGAAUAUAAAACGUUACAAAUGCAAGAUACAUCUACAACUGAUAACGAAGAUGACGAAGAUGAUGAUACUUCAGAUGAAAUUGAAGAGUGUAUUGUAAAAGGCAGGAAUAUGCCUUUGAAUGCCUUCUACCGAAUCGCACGAAAUACACAACGCAUGUGGUUUGGAGAAAAUCAACGUUCUGGAAAUGAAUCCGAAGGUGCAUCUGCGGAUGAAGUUGAAUCUGCAUUUUGGAAACAUGUAACAGAAAGAAAACGUCAUAUCUGCGUGCAUGCGGCAAGCAUUGAUUCAAGCGGACGUGGUUUUGGUUUUUCUGUUGCCAAAAAUAGUCCAUUUGCUAGACAUCCAUGGAAUUUAAAAGUUCUUACUAAUAAUGCUGGAUCAGUAUUAAGAGCUUUAGGACCGUUAAUGGGAGUAACUGUACCAACAUUACACGUUGGUAUGUUAUUUACUGCUUGUUGUUGGUAUCGUGAUCCUCAUGGUCUUCCGUGGAUCGAAUAUCUCCAUACAGGUGCUAAAAAAAUUUGGUACGGUAUACCGGACGAACAUAAUAAUAAUUUUAAAGAAGCUUUAACAAGAAUGGUACCGCAAUAUUGUAAAAACAAAACUAUAUGGUUACCCUCUGACACUGCCAUGGUACCACCAGAACUAUUAGUUAGCAAUGGUGUCUCUUUGUGUCAAACCGUUCAAGAACCUGGACAAUUUAUUAUUGUAUUUCCAAAAGCAUUUACAUCAAGUAUAUGUACAGGAUAUGUCGUAUCAGAAAGCGUUUACUUUGCACAACCUUCUUGGCUAGAAACUGCAGAACAAGUAUUCAAAGAUAUACAGGACAGUUGUGAACCUUCCAUUUUUUCAUUUGAAAGAUUAUUGUUUAAUAUUAUUAAUGAUUCACGAUCUAACAUAGAUAUAUUAAAACAGAUUUUACCAAGCGUUAUACAAAUUCGUGAAAGGGAAAUAGAUCAUCGUAAAAAAUUAAAAUCAUUAGGACUAAUCAAUAGACAGCAAUUACCUUUACCUGACAGUGGUAAACGUGGUAAAGGGAAAAAGGUGAAGGAAGAUGAUGGUGAUUUUGAAUGUGAAACUUGUCGAGCGAAUUUAUUUGUAUCUUUGGUAAACAAUUCGCAAGACGAUAGUGUUUACUGUUUAACGCAUGCAUUGCAAGUGCUUGGAAAAAAUAAAUCAAUUUUGAAAAACUGUACAUUAAUGUACACAUAUAGCGAGGAUGAAUUGGAUGACUUGAUUAAUAAAUUGAAGGAUAAAAUUGAAGCCAAAUCUAAAAAAACUAAUCAAAUAAAACAAAGUAAAUAAAUAAAGUAUUUAGUCAGUCCUGCUUAUUUAAUU